Messenger RNA from Synchiropus splendidus (mandarinfish), 1243 nucleotides. It is a transcript of the gene snai1b, whose product is annotated as snail family zinc finger 1b. The record is from RefSeq and is a predicted model, not a curated record. Lineage: Eukaryota; Metazoa; Chordata; Actinopteri; Syngnathiformes; Callionymidae. Gene Ontology annotation, molecular function: DNA-binding transcription factor activity, RNA polymerase II-specific; RNA polymerase II cis-regulatory region sequence-specific DNA binding. Gene Ontology annotation, biological process: regulation of DNA-templated transcription. The transcript has 3 exons. Bases 45 to 845 code for a protein of 266 amino acids.
UCCGCGAUUCCUCCUGGAACUUUUGCUUUUACUGCGACCUCAACAUGCCGAAGUCAUUCCUGGUCAAGAAGAGCCACUCCAGCAAGAAGCCGUAUCACAGGAACUACUACCUGGAAAGUCAAACUGCCUAUGUUCCAGAAUGUUUGCCCGUGGCCACCUUGCCAACACAGAACAAUAAUUCUGCCCUGACCUGCUUCCCUGGUCUCAUCUUCAACUGCCUGGAAGCCCUGAUAAAUCCAGCUUCUCCGGCUGCGACAGAGUCUCUUCCCCCCUCACCGCAUGCCCCUCUGGACCUCACCAACUCUCCGUUCAGCAGCAGCGGUGAAGAAGAAGAGGAUGCCGGACGUUCUUCAGACCCACCAAGCCCGGAUGUCACCCAGCCAAUGUUCCACUGCAUGUACUGCAGCAAGAGCUACAAAAGUCUCCAGGGUCUGACUCAUCAUCAGGCCACACACCACCCGGCGGCGGAGGAACCAGCUUCUCUGCCCACAGACGGCUCAGCACGGCCAGUCUUCCACUGCAAACACUGCCCAAAGGAAUACACAAGUCUGGGUGCCCUCAAGAUGCACAUCCGGUCCCACACCCUGCCCUGUGUGUGUCCUACAUGUGGCAAGGCCUUCUCCAGACCAUGGCUCCUGAGAGGACACAUCCGCACUCACACAGGUGAACGUCCAUUCGCUUGUCAACACUGCAGCCGUGCGUUUGCCGAUCGCUCCAACCUCCGCGCUCACCUGCAGACACACUCCGAAGUCAAGAAGUACCAGUGCACCUCCUGCUCUCGGACCUUCAGUCGGAUGUCCCUGCUGCACAAACACAACUCCUCUGGAUGCUGCCCUGCUCCCUAGAUCCUCCACCAGAUCUAGUUUUAACUUUUUUUUAAACUCACCUGCAGUGCCUUUUUUUUAAUCGGAGCAGCUGGACAUGCAGUUAAUUCACAGAAGCUUCGUCGGUGCCGGCCGGUCCGGGACUUAUUGCAGCUGUUUGGGUGUGUGGAUGCCAUUCCUCGCCAUACUCUACAUGCAUACAUGGCAUGUGUGUGUAUGAGCAAGUGUGUGUAAAGACAGCUGUCGGGCUCAGCGUGGAGGCGGGGCGCUGAGAGAUGAGCUCGCUCUGGACAACACAUGACCCUCCACUCACCCUGCAAGCUUCUCACAUUUUCUAUGCUGGACAUGAAUGGACCACUGACCAGAAGACACAGAUUCCUUUGCCAAGUGUCUUGAUGGAUUUUUGUUUUUUGUAAUGA